AUGCGCCUCCUAAUCAUUCGUCAUGCCGACCCGGAAUACGUCACAGAUUCCCUGACAGGACCCGGGAAAAAGGAGGCCGCCGCUCUUGCCGAGCGCUUCAAACAAGGUUUAGAAGGAGAAAUUACCCACAUCUACACCAGUCCCAUGGGCAGAGCUCGAGCCACCGCAUCAUACACGGAAGAAGCCCUAGGAAUGAAGGCCAACGUAGAAGAAUGGACUCGCGAGCUGACCUACUGGCCAAGACUAAAGGGAGGAGAACGGCCCGGGGAGGGCGGUCUCGCCAUGUGGGACCUCGCUGCCAACGACGUUCGCUCCACUGCAGCCUUGGAACGAGAGUCGCAAUGGGAUCUCAUCGCUGGUAUUCAACCCGCGAAACAGCCGUUUGAGGAGUUGCAAGUGUCCAGCGACGCCUUUCUUGCGAGGCAUGGAUACAUGCGGGAAGGCUUUCAGUAUAGGAUUGUCAAGCCCAAUCGCGAUAUCAUCGCUGUCUUUUGUCACGGUGGCUUCGGCCUUACCUGGCUAGCCCAUCUAUUGCACAUCCCGCUCGCCGUUGCGUGGACUUCGUUUUACAUGUCGCCUAGUUCCGUCACAACGAUUUUGUUCGAUGAGAGGUCUCCGGAUUAUGCGUGCCCGCGUGCGAUCGGAAUUGGCGAUAUCGGUCAUUUGUACGCAAACGGGCUUAAGCUUUCGAUAAGCAAGUACGAAAGACCAAACACAUACGGAGGUUGGAAGCGCCCCAGCGGUAUCAAAGCUAAUUUUUGGUAA
This is a messenger RNA of Chondrus crispus (carragheen), 765 nucleotides long. RefSeq lists its product as hypothetical. The coding region runs from base 1 to 765 and encodes 254 amino acids. The transcript has a single exon. The record is from RefSeq and is a predicted model, not a curated record. Lineage: Eukaryota; Rhodophyta; Florideophyceae; Gigartinales; Gigartinaceae.